Messenger RNA from Tupaia belangeri chinensis (Chinese tree shrew), 936 nucleotides. RefSeq names its product olfactory receptor 2AP1-like. NCBI's taxonomy places the organism in Eukaryota, Metazoa, Chordata, Mammalia, Scandentia, Tupaiidae. Gene Ontology annotation, cellular component: membrane. Gene Ontology annotation, molecular function: olfactory receptor activity; G protein-coupled receptor activity. The record is from RefSeq and is a predicted model, not a curated record. Gene Ontology annotation, biological process: G protein-coupled receptor signaling pathway. The transcript has a single exon. Bases 1 to 936 code for a protein of 311 amino acids.
AUGGGAAACCAGACUGCGGUGACCGAGUUCUUCCUCCAAGGCCUGACUGACACCAAAGAACUUGAGGCGGCAGUUUUCGUGCUUCUGCUGCUUGCCUAUCUGGUGACUGUCUCUGGGAACCUUACCAUCAUCACUCUGACCUUACUGGACACCCGUCUGCAGACCCCUAUGUACUUCUUCCUCCGGAAUCUGUCCUGCUUAGAAAUUUGGUUCCAGACUGUCAUCGUGCCCAAGAUGCUUUUCAACAUGGCCACAGGGACCAAGACCAUCAGCUUCGCAGGCUGUAUCACUCAGGACUUUUUCCACAUCUUCCUGGGGGCCACAGAGUUCCUCCUCCUCACAGCUAUGGCCUAUGACCGAUAUGUUGCCAUCUGCAAGCCCCUCCACUAUCCCGUGCUCAUGAACAGCAGGGUCUGCACACAGCUCAUCCUUACCUGCUGGCUCACAGGUUUCUUCUUCAUCAUUGUGCCUGUCAUUGUGACCAGCCAGCUUCCAUUCUGCAACACCCACAUUAACCACUUCUUCUGUGACUAUACACCGCUGAUGGAGGUGGUCUGCAGUGGGACACAGGUGCUGGAGAUGGUGGAUUUUACCCUAGCCUUGGUGGCACUGCUUAGCACCUUGAUGCUAAUCACCCUGUCCUAUGUUCAGAUCAUUCGGACAAUUGUCAGAAUUCCUUCUGCCCAAGAGAGAAAGAAAGCUUUUUCCACUUGUUCCUCUCAUGCCAUUGUGGUUACUAUGUGCUACGGCAGCUGCUUCUUCAUGUAUGUCAAGCCUUCUCCAGGCAAGGGGAUUGAUUUAAACAAAGGAGUGUCUCUAAUCAACACAAUUAUCGCCCCCCUCUUGAAUCCCUUCAUUUAUACUCUCAGGAACCAACAAGUUAAGCAGGUAGUAAAAGACCUACUCAGGAAAAUGACUUGGUUCCAAAAUAAAUAA